Molecule: messenger RNA, 3104 nt
Organism: Poeciliopsis prolifica (blackstripe livebearer)
Lineage: Eukaryota; Metazoa; Chordata; Actinopteri; Cyprinodontiformes; Poeciliidae
Exons: 4
Coding region: 77-1939 (620 amino acids)
Source: RefSeq, a predicted model, not a curated record
GCUUCGUCCGCGUACUCCCCCCGACCCCAACACACCUCCAUGCUAGCGCUGGCUACGGCUCACUUCCAGUGCGAUAAUGCCGAAUUGUUGCGUGACCGGUUGUCACAACCGCUACUACCCCGGUUCCACCGUGAGGUUCUACAGAGUUCCCAGCGGGAACCGGCAGUUCCAGGUCCAGAGGAGGCGUUUAUGGAUGGAGGCGAUCCAACAAGCCAACGGGGGCAGCAGUGAGAUCCGUGCAGACGCUCGCAUUUGUGGCGUUCAUUUCGUCUCAGGAGAGGCUUCCACGGACCCAGACAAGCCGAAUUUCGUCCCCACGUUGUUUGGAUGUAGUAAGCUACGCCAGGGUCCAACUAAAAGCGCAAAAUGGACUUCUUCUGCCUGUCGAAGAAGUCAAAGACAGAAAGCGAAUGUGGAGACCAAAGCCACAACAGCAAGGGGAGACGAUAAGGAGAAUGAAGACACGGCUGCUGUAAGAGACGAUGACGAGACUGAAGACAUGACUACUGUGAGAGACGAUGAAGAGACUGAAGACAUGACUACUGUAAGAGACGAUGAAGAGACUGAAAACAUGACUACUGUAAGCGACGAUGAAGAGACUGAAGACAUGACUACUGUGAGAAACGAUGACGAGACUGAAGACAUGACUACUGUAAGAGACGAUGAAGAGACUGAAAACAUGACUACUGCGAGAGACGAUGAAGAGACUGAAAACAUGACUACUGCGAGAGACGAUGAAGAGACUGAAGACAUGACUAAUUUGACAGAAAAUGAAGACAUAACUACCCCAAGAGAUGAUGAAGAGACAGAAAAAUCACCAACCCAACCUGCAUCUGAGUCUUCAAUGGAUCACCAGCCCUCUGCUUUGAUUGAAACUACAGAUGAAUUUUUACCAGAAAUGCAAACUUUGCCAGUGUCAAAGGAGGAAGAAACACAAGAUGAGAAGAUCCAUGAUAAAGACCCAGAAGUGACCGAAUGUGAAGCUGAACCUGAAACGAUGGAGACAGAAAACAAAUCCAGCCCUAGUCCAUCACCACAGAAACCACCAGGAAAAAAAACAGAUAAAAUGAAUCCUUUUGUGCUCCUAAAGCCUUUACUUUUACCUCAAGGUGCUUAUCAUGUUGACCUGAGCGCCUCUACCGCGGUGUCGUCCAAAGAGCAGCGUGAAGACACGAGUCAGGGAGGACUAACGGAGUCCAGUGCCAACAGGGAUCAGCCGUCCUUUCCUUGUAACCUGUGCGAUCGAACCUUCACUACAAGCCACUACCUGAAGCGCCACAAACUGCUGCACGUUCGAGACGUGAGGAAGUGCCUCAGGUGUGGCGCGCUCUUCUGCCGCCGCCACAACCACGUUUUGUUCCAGACGCGGGCCGAGCCUCUACCCGAGUCUGAGGAGAGUUCCUCCAGCAGCGAGGAUGAAUCUCUGGACGCAGAGCAGGAGAAAGCAAGCAAAGUUACAGAAAAGGCUGACAACCCUUUGAGCGUUCAGACUGAAAGACCUCCAGACACUCCUGCUCUCAGUAACUCACCGUUACUGAAGACUUCCAACCUGACGGACGUCGGAAAACCUCUCCUGGUGUCGGUGAAGCCUGCUGCUGUUCCCUCUCCACCCUCUCCGAUCACCAGGUUCCCCAGCAACCCAGGAACCGUGUUUCAGAUUAAACCGCUCCUGUCGGACAUCUCUCCCGCUUUGAAACGACCAAAUCUUCCUCAACAACCCCAACUCCCACCUUCCCUGAAGAUCUUUUCCACUCAGCACCUCACCUCAGCCUUGCUCAAUGUUCAGAGAAACUACAGAUACAUUUUAAGCAAGCCUAAAAACGACAUGGUGAAAGUCAAGGAGGAACCAGAGGAGCCAGUUCAAAUUUGCCCAGAUGAGGAGCCAGUAAAGCAGGUCAAACUGGAGAAAAUCGCUUAUGACCUCGAGAUGGUAAUUUGACUUAAAGCUGCUAACCUGACUUCAGUCAAACUCACUUCAGAUCAAAUGCGUCUCCUAUAGAACAGUGUGGAAUGGUCUCAUCCAGAUUUCAUUGUAAAUCUCUACCUAAGACGACAUCUUCUCUUCUCAAACAUUCUCCCACUCUCAGAGGCCCUUGAUGACAUCACAUAAGGUAACCAAUCAGAGUAAACAUCCUAAAUAUUCAAAUAUUUUCAGUCAUAUUCCGCUGUUGAUGUGGCAGUAUGUCUCAGAAAUGGAGGAAAUUUUGAUACUAAGCUUUCAUGAAAAGCUUUUUGACUUUUCAUAAUCUGGAAUCAUGGGAUUUUUCUCCUCAAUCAUAAACCAUUUUCAAUUUAAGUGCAAGUCAAAGUCACUCAUCCAGAUUAAAUCUUAUCAGUGUCAGCUGACCAGACAGAUUCCUGUGCCUCUCAUGAUGCCAUCAAGACAAACACAACAUAAUUAUGAGGUCUGUUUGCGUUCUAAAACAGUAUUUUUUGUGAAAUAAUGCAGUGCAAAUCAACAUGUCUUUACCAAAUCAUUAUUUUAUUUUAGAUAUAAGUGUAACCUAAUCAAUCCCUGGUAAUCCUGAUUGAUUUCUCCACUGUAACUAAAGUGUAAAACUGAAAUCAAUUUUUACUAUUAAUUAUUAGAGGACUGCUACUUUCUGGUAUAUAUUUUUUAUGUUUUUGGGUGUUGGAUUAAUCAAAUAAAAUGUUGUUAUUCUUGAUCUAUGUGAUGUUAUAUCACUACUGUUGGAUUCUAAAUGACACCUUUACAUGUAAUUAUCAAGCUUAUUUUUUAUUUCUUGUUUUGUUUUUUGAGUCGUAUUCAAUCAGUUUUUUUGCACACAACCAACAUUAGCAGUGUUUCACAUUCCGCAUUAUUUUUCUUUUCGUUUUAGUUUCUUCUCUUAUCUACCUCAGCCUGCUGUAAAAGCAAAUAAAACUCAUUUCGUAUUACAGAUGAAUGCUGCUUUUGGACACAAUGUAUGUAUGUUUAAAUACUCUAGUAUUUCUGAAAUAAAAGUAUUAGAUUUUUGUGCAAACUAAAGAAAAGUGGCAACACUGAUUCCUGUUUUUCUUUCCAGAAAAUAGCUGUCAGGUUGUAAGAUCUGAACUAGUUUUGCACCUGCUUUGUUCACUGAAUAAACAAAAUGUGUGUCACA